GACGCGCAGAGCCGAGCUGACUCCUGUGUUACCUUCAAUCGGUGCAGUGUUACAGCGCUGUUAUCAACCAAACAUGAGCGCGAUAUGAAAAUAAGAGGUCUGCGGCAAGGUUAGCCUCUAAUAAAGCCAGUCCGAGAUCAGGAGAGGAGAGGAAACAAACGGUUUCGCCGAGUGGGCAGCUGUCAAUGCUGGACUCCCUGAUCUCCCAGCAUUAGGAUCUGCAAGGCUGGGAGAGACGACACCCAGCCAUCCACUAAACCACUGACCCAACAUGAUGGCCUCCAGUGAUGUAGACAUCCGAGGUGAAGGUUCUUUGUUCUCUGACCAAAACCCAUCAGAAAUGGAUGCACUCUGUCCCUCUCCUCCGGGACCUUCCAGACCCCAGCGUCACUAUGAGAGGAUUGGGGAAAGGACGGGAACCUCUUUUUGUCAGACUCUUAUCCACCUGUUGAAAGGGAACAUCGGCACAGGGCUGCUGGGUCUGCCCCUGGCCGUCAAGAAUGCAGGCCUGGUGCUCGGCCCCGUCAGCCUGCUGUGUAUGGGAUUCAUCGCAGUCCACUGUAUGAGGCUGCUGGUGAAGUGUUCACACCAUCUCAGUGCAAAGGUGAACAGACCAUUUCUGACCUACGGCGAGGCCGCGCAGUACGGGAUGGAAAACGUGUCGUGGCUGAGGAGACACUCGCAGUGGGGAAAACAGACGGUGAACUUGUUUCUGAUCAUCACCCAGCUGGGCUUCUGCUGUGUCUACUUUGUCUUCCUCAGUGACAAUAUCAAGCAGGUGGUAGAAGCAGCCAACGCCACCACCUUCAGCUGCCAUGUGAACCACACCAACCAGACCCAGGUUUUCGUGCCGAGCUUCGACUCCCGUCUCUACAUGCUCUGCUUCCUGCCUGCCAUCAUCCUGCUGGUUUUCACCCCUAACCUGAAGUACCUGGCUCCCCUCUCUUUGGUGGCAAACCUGGUCAUGACCGCCAGCUUGGUCCUCAUCUACUUCUAUUCGCUCAUGAACAUCACGUACCCCAUCAACCUACCAAAGGUCGGCAAAGCGAAAGACUACCCUCUCUUCUUUGGGACAGCCAUCUUUGCCUUCGAAGGGAUCGGAGUGGUUCUUCCUCUGGAGAACAAAAUGCAGAGAUCUCAGAGUUUCAUCUCGGUUCUGUAUUUGGGGAUGGGCAUCGUCACUUUCCUCUACAUCAGCCUCGGUACCAUAGGAUAUAUGUGCUUUGGAGAUGACAUAGGAGGGAGCAUCACUCUCAACCUGCCAAACUGCUGGACGUACCAGGCUGUGAAGCUGCUGUACUGUUUCGGUAUUUUCAUCACCUUCGCCCUGCAGUUCUAUGUUCCGGCAGAGAUUCUCAUACCGCCGGUCGUGGCUCGUGUGUCAGAGAGGUGGGAGACCGCCGUCAACCUGCUGCUCCGCACCGUCUUGGUCAUCUUCACAUGUGCCCUCGCCAUCCUGAUACCAGAGCUGGACCUCGUCAUCUCAUUGGUUGGAUCGGUCAGCAGCAGUUUCUUGGCGCUGAUUUUUCCUCCCAUCCUCCAGAUUAUAACGUUUCACACCGACGGCCUGUCGCCGCUGGUGACCUUCAAGAACAUCCUCAUCAGCCUGAUUGGGUUGGUGGGGUUCCUCACAGGAACCUACGCGGCCAUCGAGCAAAUCGUCGCCCGUAAUGGACAUAAACACGAAGAGACGUUCUCCACCUACAUGGUCCAGUGAUGAAGUGAAAUGACUGAUGGCAGGUGGAAGUCACACACAGGCCAUUUAGAAACCAUUUUAGGGCACAUUUUUCUGUUGUUCUUCUUUGAUUUGCUGCUGUUGGACACGGCGAACAUUUUAGGAUUCAUCCAUCACAUGUUAAAGCAUUACGAAGCGCUCGGCGUGUUUCAUCACGUCACCGCUGCACUACCGCGUCCUGUUGUAUCUGACAUGCAUGUCUCCUGGCAGUUACGUUCCAGGUCCAGCCAUGUAGUACAAUCUAAUUAUACGGUAAUUGUGAUAAGUCAUUCCUUCAGGUAGGAGAUACCUUCAAGAGAUUUGAACAGUUUAGAGGUUUUUAGAGGUAAGUUUUCAUUUUGACAGCCGGAAUAUAUGAUGUUUUAAAAUAUUUCAGUCAAAAAUCAAACUACCUCACAAACUGGCAUUGAUUUGGUCUUUUGGAACUUUUUUUAACGUGUGCACUCAUAACCAUCUCAUUUAGAGCUUUUAGUGUUUGACCACCCACCACCUCAUUCAGGAAAAAGAAAAAAGAAAUCAACAUUUUUUUUUUGUUGCACUUUGAUUUUUGCCUUAUUCAGUAAAAUGGCGCACUACUUUAAGAUAGACAACACAAAAACUUUAGAUCAAGUAACUAACUUUACAAUAACUGUAGGAAAUAUGUUUUUAGAACAAAAGGGUUGGGGGUCCAAAAGGUUCUGAAGUGGAACCGGUUCUGUGUUCAUGAGAAUCAUGGUUUCUCUGAUCGGCCUGCUGCGCCCGAGCACGUGUACAGUGUUCACGUUCACCGAAGGAAAAAACUAGUUGUGUAAUUAUGACUUAGUGUCUCAUAACAACGAGAUCUUGAUGCGAUGGUCACAGAUAUGAGAUCGGUAUCUCAUAAUUCAGAGAUAAACUCCCGGCUGUGAGCUGUGGGUCUUGUAAUUAUGAGACACUCCUGAAAUGUUCCAAAUCAGUUCUUCUUUGGUUCAUGGAAUGCACUUAAGUGCAAGUAAGCAACAAAAUGAUUUCACAAAGGGAGGAAGAACAGUUUUUUUUUGUUUGUUUGUCUGUUUAUUUUUUUGUCUUGUCAUAAUUACAUGAAAACAGAUAGCAUAGAUAACAUCUGGCUCAAUGAAAAUCAAAGGAAAACAGACAUUUAACUUGUUCGUGAAGAAUUGAGUUUCAAAAGUGUUUUUUUACUGUCGACAUACUUCGAUACGGUUUGCGAGAGCAUCAAAGCAGCAUUUGAUAAGAACCCAGACUGAACCAGUCAAAUCGAUCUGAAACCCAACCCGAGAACAAAGUACAUCAGACGUUAGAGACUUAGUUUGUGUUGGAGCUCUUUUCUUUAACACCUUUCUUCUCGAUGUCUUCAAAACUUUUAUUUUUCUGAUUCUUUUUUUAAUGUGUUUUUAUGUUUUAAUGUAUUUACUAAAUUAAGGGUUAAUGGUACUUUUGAGUAGUCUUUUUUAUUGACCAGCAUGGAUUUUUAAGACUUCCAGCUAACCUUGAAAAUGUUGUUUUGGAUUAAUUACAGAAAGGCGCCACAUGUAAUAUAAUGUAAUAUGUAUGUAAUAUAAAACAUAAGUUUUAGUUACAAGCUGUAGGUAUUAUAUUCAGAAUAUAAACGCCAUCCACCUGCUUUACUGAGCAGACAAAUGCUGUACCAACACGUACUGUUAAGUUCAUUCUAAAGCUUCUGUACUGUUGUGUGUCUUCAGUGUUUAUGUGGCAGUAAAAUGAAGGUUUUUUUGAUUUUUAUCUUUCAAAAGAAAUGCAGGUAUUUAUCAGUUGAAGGUGGUAAAAACUGAAAGCUAUGAGCCUUAUGAGUAAAUGAUUUGUAACAGCUGCUGGUUUGAACCGCAGCUGAAGUUGCUUUGUGUAUAUACCCAUUUGUUGCACAUGUAAAUGUCACAAAUAACUGUUUAAUCUACUUUUAAAUGACAAAACACACAUUUUUCUCCAUCUCUUGGAUGGAUAUUAUGUGCUUAAAUACUUCCCACUGGACACUUUAAGAGAAGGAUGAUGAUGAUCAUGAUGAUGUGCAGCUACCCAAAGGUGAAUUUCUCUUUGCUCAUUUAGGGGCUGCAGCUAAUUAUAUUUUUAAUUGUCAAUCAAUUCUUUGUCAUUUUAAUGAAUCAGUUUGUUUAGUUGAGCAGAAAGAGGCCAACACAUCAUCCUCCGGUUAAACUGUUGUUUUAUCAGCAGUUUGAAAAGCUCCAAACUCUCAGCUUGGACACGCCGGAGCCAACACACGUUUCAGAUUUUUAUUCGCUAAAUUACUUAAAACAGAUAAAGUCAUUUUCAUUUUAGCAGUCUUUCGUUUCUUUAUUCCUUGCUCAGAAUAAAUAACAUUUGAAGUAUUCA
Chelmon rostratus (copperband butterflyfish) is the source of this 4063-nucleotide messenger RNA. It is a transcript of the gene slc36a1, whose product is annotated as solute carrier family 36 member 1. Lineage: Eukaryota; Metazoa; Chordata; Actinopteri; Chaetodontiformes; Chaetodontidae. Gene Ontology annotation, cellular component: vacuolar membrane. Gene Ontology annotation, biological process: proton transmembrane transport; proline transmembrane transport; glycine transport. The record is from RefSeq and is a predicted model, not a curated record. Bases 272 to 1717 code for a protein of 481 amino acids. The transcript is spliced from 12 exons. Gene Ontology annotation, molecular function: L-alanine transmembrane transporter activity; amino acid:proton symporter activity; glycine transmembrane transporter activity.